AUGUUAUUGAAAGAAAUUUGAUUUUGGCGAAGUUCUGAUGUGAAUUUUUAAAUACAUUUUUGUUGUGGAAAUAGUUUGUUAUGAUCAAAAGAAAUGGCUGACUCUAGUGAAAGCUCUCCAUUACCCAUACCAAAAGGUUCUUACCAAAUAGACUUUGAUAAUUUAGACGAUUUUAAUCCAUUUCAAUCUAAGCAGCAGCUGGGUAGUUCACCACCUAUUAAUAGUAAUAAUAACAAAGUACCAUCUGUUGAUAAUGAAGAUAUUAAUAUAGACGAUAUUGAUCCAUUUAAAAGUGGUCAUGCUCUUUCCAACUCUCCUCCUACCAAUCUAGUCAAUAAUAACGAGGGGGAAGUUGAAACCAAGAAAAAAGUGAGCCCAAAGACAAAGAAAGUAACUCCUAAGAAGUCUCCAGCUAAGAAAGACAAGUCUCCUGCAGUUUCACCAAAAGUUGAAGCAAGUGUAGCUGCCAGCCCACCUAAAGAUUCUGAAUUAGUAGAACCUGAUUCACCUAAAGAACUAGAUGAUACAUUGGAAGCCGCCACACAGCCCUCUCAAGAUAAAACACCAGAGAAAGAUUCUGGAGUAGAAACAAAUGAUGUUAAAAGCUCUCCCGAGACAACUGUUACACCAAAAAAAACACCAACUCCUAAGAAAGGACUGAAAAAGCCAAAAUCGACUACUAAAAGUAAAUCUCCAAAGCAAUUUGUGGAUGUUGAUGAUGAAAUUCAAAUAUUUGCUCCCAAAAGCAAACUUGAACUGGAAGCAGACAAUAUAGCUGAUAUACCAGAUGGUGAUAGUGGUAUAGAAAUAAAUGCGCCUCCACCACCCUCUGUUAAAGAUACCCCAAUUACAGAAUUAGAAGCAACUACAAUGGAGGAACCUUCAUUUCUUGUGAAUUCCAUAGCUGUUGACCCUGCUGCUGACCUUGACUUUGCUGCCAACCUUGCACCUGCUGCUGAUGUCAAGUCUGAAACACCAAUUAAGGAAAAGUCACCAAAUGCCAAAGCAGUUACAGAAGAGCUAAGUACAUCUGGUGAUGAUGAAAUCACUUUCCAUGAUGCACAACAAGAAAUAAGUGAUGCACCACCUGAUAUGAAUGCGUCUGCUGAUUUGCAAGGCUCUAAAGAAAUGAUUGGUAGUUUUGACGCUGUUCAUGAGUUUGGUAAUGGUGAGAAUGAAAUGGCAGAAGAUAAUGAAGGAUUUGUCCCUGCUACUGACAUUUUUGCAGAUAAUGCUAAUUGGGAUAUGCUGGAAAAGAUUGGAGGAUCUAAGAAUACUCUGACAUUGGGUAGAGAAUCAUUGUAUGUGGCAUUUGAUCCAUUUGUAAAACCUAUCAAACCUGCUGCAGAAGUCAUUGAAGGAUAUCCACAAAACUGGAUCUUGUUUUAA
Lottia gigantea (owl limpet) is the source of this 1389-nucleotide messenger RNA. RefSeq lists its product as hypothetical. Bases 94 to 1389 code for a protein of 431 amino acids. Gene Ontology annotation, biological process: mitotic spindle organization; cell population proliferation; cerebral cortex development. Lineage: Eukaryota; Metazoa; Mollusca; Gastropoda; Lottiidae. The record is from RefSeq and is a predicted model, not a curated record. Gene Ontology annotation, cellular component: cytoplasm. The transcript is spliced from 7 exons.